UAAAUGUAAAACUUUUUUCUACAUUGUAGAUUAAUAGUGAACACAAACUAUGAAACUAUGUAACCAAAAAAGUGUUAAACCAAUUAAAAUAUAUUUAUAUUUGAGAUUCUUCAAAUAGCCAGCCAUUGCCUUGAUGACAGCUUUGCACACUCUUGGUGUUCUCAACCAGCUUCAUGAGGUAGUCACCUGGAAUGCAUUUCAAUUAACAAGUGUGCCUUGUUAAAAGUUCAUUUUGUGGAAUUUAUUUCCUUAAUGUGUUUUGAGCCAAUCAGUUGUAUUGUGACAAGGUAGGUGUGGUAUACAGAAGAUAGCCCUAUUUGGUAAAAGACCAAGUCCAUAUUAUGGCAAGAACACCUCAAAUAAGCAAAGAGAAAUGACAGUCCAUCAUUACUUUAAGACAUGAAGGUCAGUCAAUCUGGAAAAUUUCAAGAACUUUUAAAGUUUCUUCAAGUGCAGUCACAAAAACCAUCAAGCGCUAUGAUGAAACUGGCUCUCAUGAAGACUAAAAGAGCCAGUUACCUCUACUGCAGAGGAUAAGUUCAUUAGAGUUACCAGCCUCAGAAAUUGCAGCCCAAAUAAAUGCUUCACAGAGUUCAAGUAAUAGACACAUCUCAACAUCAACUGUUCAGGGGAGACCGCGUGAAACAGGUCUUCAUGGUCGAAUGUUGCAAAUAAACCACUACUAAAGGACACCAAUAAUAAGAAAAGACUUGCUUGGGCCAAGAAACACGAGCAAUGGACAUUAGACCAAUGGAAAUCUGUCCUUUGGUCUGAUGAGUCCAAAUUGGAGAUUUUUGAUUCCAACCGCUGUGUGUUCGUGAGAGACAGAGUAGGUAAACGGAUGAUCUCCACAUGUGUGGUUCCCACCAUAAAGCAUAGAGGAAGAGGUGUGAUGUUGUGGUGGUGCUUUGUUGGUGACACUGUGAUUUAUUUAGAAUUCAAGGCACACUUAACCAGCAUGGCUACCACAGAAUUCUGCAGCGAUACGCCAUCCCAUCUGGUUUGCAUUUAGUGCCACUAUCAUUUGUUUUUCAACAGGAUAAUGACCCAACACACCUCCAUGCUAUGUAAGGGCUAUUUGUCCAAGAAGGAGGGUGAUGAGUGCUGCAUCAGAUGACCUGGCAUCCACAAUCACCCGACCUCAACCCAAUUGAGAUGGUUUGGGAUGAGUUGGACCGCAGAGUGUAGGAAAAGCAGCCAACAAGUGCUCAGAAUAUGUGGGAACUCCUUCAAGACUGUUGGAAAAGCAUUCUUCAUGAAGCUGGUUGAAAGAAUGCGAAGAGUUUGUAAAGCUGUCAUCAAGACAAAGGGUGGCUACUUUGAAAAAUCUAAAAUAUAUUAUGAUUUGUUUAACACUUUUUUGGUUACUACUUGAUUCCAUAUGUGUAAUUUCAUAGUUUUGAUGUCUUCACUAUUAUUCUGCAAUGUAGAAAAUAGUAAAAAAUAAAGAAAAACCUUUGAAUGAGUAGGUGUGUUCAAACUUUUGUCUGGUACUGUAUAUAUGAGAUAGUCUAACAGUAAAAUCCAUUUUCUUUUUUGUUGAGAAAGCAUUGGCCUACCAAGACAAAUUGAAGAUAUAGAUAUGGUUUUACUGCCAUCAAAUGUAUCUAAAAAAGGAAAAGGUCUGACUGUUGGUGUGCUUGGAGGGGGACACAUUGGAAAACAGCUGGUCCAAGUGCUUCUUGAAAAGAAUGGCCUAAAACCGUCACAAAUCAACAUUUCCUCAAGGAGGCCUGAAACUCUAGAGGAAUUUGUGAAGAGGGGUAUCAUGUGUUACUUUGACAACCAGCGAUUGGUGGCCUGGGCAGAUGUGCUGUUCCUCUGUUGUCUUCCCUCUCACCUACCCAAGGUGUGUGCAGAGCUCCAAUUCCACCUACCAAAGCACUGCCUGGUGUACAGCUUCCUCUCUGCCGUACCUUUAAACAGAUUGGCACAGCUUCUUGGUCACAGCUUCAUUCUCAAACCACAGUAUGAGUUUGUGGCUUGUGACUCUGUCAACAUGUGGCUUUUCCGAGGUCAUGUGACCACGGCGUUGAAAGACCCAGAAGUAAUAGAUGCAUCCUGUCCUCUUGCCAUGAGAGGUGGCCUCUGUCUGGAUCCAAAGUGGCUGUUUGGGUUGUUGUACAGUCUCUUGAACAUGUGCACUGCGGCAAAUGUGGGAUCCACUGAAGCUCUUAGGCUGAUCAAUGAGCUGUUCCAGUUAAAAGGUCCAGGCACUGUGGCAUUCAUCCUGAAUAAUUUUGUCAAUUCCUCCUAUGCAUCUUCCCUGACACCAGAUGAGUCUUUCCCCUGGAUUAAUUUAGUUGAUGUUCAGUCUAAGGAGACACCAUUAUCAUGCUUCAUAUCAAGAAAUAACAGUAUGCAGGGUUGUCUCUCUGCUCUAUACAAUUCAGUAAUGGUGGAUCCACUGAAGGGAAAGAAAGAGACAGGAAAACCGAAAAUUGGAACUCUGUCUGUCAUAACACCAAGUCAUUGUAAAAAAUCUGUGUGAUGUUGAUUUACUCUCAAACUGUAACAGAAUAAAAUAAAGGGAUUGAGAAUAUA
Salvelinus fontinalis (brook trout) is the source of this 2544-nucleotide messenger RNA. RefSeq names its product NADP-dependent oxidoreductase domain containing 1 (gene noxred1). The transcript has 5 exons. The record is from RefSeq and is a predicted model, not a curated record. The coding region runs from base 1583 to 2491 and encodes 302 amino acids. Gene Ontology annotation, molecular function: pyrroline-5-carboxylate reductase activity. NCBI's taxonomy places the organism in Eukaryota, Metazoa, Chordata, Actinopteri, Salmoniformes, Salmonidae. Gene Ontology annotation, biological process: L-proline biosynthetic process.